UUUUGUUAAAAAUAAAUUAAUUAUAAUUAUAGUAAUAAUAAUAAUAAUAAUGAAGAAGUUAAUUAUGAAGUUUAUACUAUUCUGGUUGCUGGCGUUCUGCAUCUUCGAAGCAGCUUUUGCAGAUAAAAUGCUGGAUAAACUGAACAAAAUAUAUAACAAUGGUGUGAAGAAAGUAAAUGAUGAAAUUUCGAGUCCAAUCCUGGCUGACAUUAAGAUCGAUGUUGAUGAUGCCAAGUCUGAUGGAAAAAACGCACAACCUUGUUAUGAAAUAGCCAAAUCUUUGAUGCAGAGGACUAUUAACUCUACCACCUUUGAAUUGACCAAAUGUCGCGCUGAAGGAUUUGCAAAUCAGGAUAUUGAGUUUGCAAAAGAGUGCAGCAGAGGAAUAAUUUCUGAUUUCGAAAAAAAAGCAAAUGAAAUUCGCACUUCUGCCAAAACUUGCAUUGAUAAUCUUUAAUAAAUAAGCUU
Messenger RNA from Belonocnema kinseyi, 468 nucleotides. RefSeq lists its product as uncharacterized. Bases 50 to 457 code for a protein of 135 amino acids. Lineage: Eukaryota; Metazoa; Arthropoda; Insecta; Hymenoptera; Cynipidae. The transcript is spliced from 4 exons. The record is from RefSeq and is a predicted model, not a curated record.